Messenger RNA from Linnemannia hyalina, 1593 nucleotides. NCBI's taxonomy places the organism in Eukaryota, Fungi, Mortierellomycota, Mortierellomycetes, Mortierellales, Mortierellaceae. The record is from the annotation of a GenBank genome assembly.
AUGCUGUCCUACUCUGCUAUGCGCCGGGUCACGGCCUCGCCUGCCUUCAAGCGUGCCCUCUCCACCUCGAGACCCGCCCUCUAUGCCGCCCAGGCCGCCAUCCCCCGCACAAAGCUCUUCAUCAACGGCGAGUUCAUCGACUCAAAGACCGACAAGUGGAUCGAGCUCCGCAACCCUGCCACCCAGGAGAUUGUUACUUUGGUCCCCGAGGCUACCCCUGAGGAGCUCAAGUACGCCGCCGACUCUGCUGCGGAGGCCUUCAAGACCUGGAAGAAAACCUCGAUCCUCCACCGUCAGCGCAAGAUGCUCGACCUCCAGCUCUUGAUCCGUGACAACAUGGACAGAAUCGCCCACUCGAUCACCUUGGAGCAGGGCAAGACCUUGGCCGAUGCCCGCGGGGAUGUUCUCCGUGGUCUCCAGGUCGUCGAGUCGGCUUGCGCCAUCCCUCACUUGCUCAUGGGUGACAACUUGGAGGUCGCCACCGACAUGGACACCUACACCAUCCGUGAGCCCCUCGGUGUCGUUGCCGGUAUCACCCCCUUCAACUUCCCCGCUAUGAUCCCCCUCUGGAUGUUCCCCCUUGCCAACGUCAUCGGAAACACUUGCAUCAUCAAGCCCUCUGAGAAGGACCCCGGCGCAACUAUGAUUCUUGCCGAGCUCGCCCAAAAGGCUGGCAUCCCCGCCGGUGUUUUGAACAUUGUCCACGGUGCCAAGGACACUGUCAACUUUAUCUGCGACAACGAGCACAUCAAGGCCAUCUCCUUCGUCGGAAGUGACCAGGCUGGUCACUACAUCCACGACCGUGGUUCCCGCAACGGAAAGCGUGUCCAGGCCAACUUGGGCGCCAAGAACCACGGAAUCAUCAUGCCUGACGCCAACAAGAACCACACCUUGAACCAGCUUACCGGUGCCGCCUUUGGUGCUGCUGGUCAGCGCUGUAUGGCUCUCUCGACCGCUGUCUUUGUCGGCAAGGCCCAGGAGUGGCUCCCCGAGCUUGUUGAGCGCGCCAAGAAGCUCAAGGUCUCGUCUGGUUUCGAGGCCGAUGCUGACCUCGGUCCUUUGAUCUCGCCCGAGUCCCUUGCCCGUGUUGAACGUCUCAUUGAGUCUGGUGUCAAGGAGGGCGCCGACUUGAUCUUGGACGGCCGUGGCCUCAAGGUUCAGAAGUACGAGAAGGGCAACUUUAUCGGACCUUCCAUCUUGACCAACGUCAAGACCGAUAUGGAGUGCUACCGCGAGGAGAUCUUUGGACCCGUCCUUGUCUGCUUGAACGCCGAUACUUUGGACGAGGCCAUUGACAUCAUCAACAAGAACCAGUACGGAAACGGAACCGCCAUCUUCACCCAGAGCGGAGCCACUGCCAGAAAGUUCGCCAACGAGGUUGAUGCUGGCCAGGUCGGUAUCAAUGUCCCUAUCCCCGUCCCAUUGCCUAUGUUCUCCUUCACCGGAUCCCGUGGCUCCAUCCGUGGAGACGUCAACUUCUACGGCAAGUCUGGAAUCAGCUUCUACACCUCGACCAAGACCGUCACUGCCCUCUGGCGCCACGAGGAUGCCGAUGCUAACGCAUCUGCCGUCAACAUGCCCACCAUGAAGUAA